AUGAAUAGUUUAAACAGUUGUUGUAAAUUCCUUGGUAACAGAUGUCUUUUUAAACCCAUUAAUAGGGCUUCAUUAAAAAUUUCUGCUUCCGUCUUAGAAAAUGGAGAACGUAGUAAAUUUCGUUCACCAAUACAAUCACUUCCUAAAAAUCAAUUUGCAAGAUAUGGUGGUAGACAUACAGUUACAGUACUUCCUGGAGAUGGAAUUGGACCAGAAAUGUUUGAAAUUGUUCAAAAGAUAUUUACUUUUACUAACGUACCUGUUGAUUUUGAGGAAUGUAAAAUUGACUCAAAAUCAACAAAUCAAGAAUCAGAUAUGGAAAAUGCAAUUAUGUCUAUUAAAAGAAAUGGUGUAGCUUUAAAAGGAAAUAUUGAGACCAAAUUUGAUGAUCCAAAUUUUAAAGCAAGAAAUGUUGAAUUAAGAAAACGAUUAGAUUUAUAUGCAAAUGUUUUACAUUGUACUUCAAUUCCAUCUGUACCAUCAAGGCAUAAGGGUAUAAAUAUUCUUAUGAUUAGAGAAAAUACAGAAGGUGAAUACUCAGGACAUGAACAUGAAACUGUUCCUGGUGUUGUUGAGUCAUUAAAGAUUUGUACUAGAGAAAAACUUGAAAGAAUAUCACGUUUUGCAUUUGAAUAUGCUUUAGCUCAUAAUAGAAAACGGGUUACUGCUGUUCAUAAAGCAAAUAUUCAAAAAUUAGGUGAUGGAUUAUUUUUAAAAAUUGUUGAAGAUAUAGCUAAAAAAGAAUAUCCUUCUAUUUCAUUUGAUAGUAUGAUUGUUGACAAUGCUUCUAUGCAACUUGUCUCAAGACCACAACAAUUUGACAUUAUGUUGAUGCCAAAUUUGUAUGGUAAUAUCAUCUCAAAUAUUGCUUGUGGACUUGUUGGAGGUCCAGGUUUAGUAUCAGGAAUGAAUGUUGGAACUAAGUAUGCUGUUUUUGAAACCGGAACACGUAAUACCGGAUGUACAAUUUCUAAACAAGAUAUCGCAAAUCCAACUUCUUUUAUUCGUGCAAGUGUUGAUAUGCUUCAUUAUUUAGGACUACAUGAUUAUGCACAUCUCAUUAGUGAUGCUCUGUUUGAUGCUAUCGUAGUCAAACAGAUUCAUACUAGAGAUAUUGGUGGAACAGCCAAAACAAGUGAUGUUGUAAAUGCUGUUAUGCGUAAUAUUGAAGAUUCAAGCAAACAUGAACAUUUUAGUACCAAAUAUUAA
This is a messenger RNA of Strongyloides ratti, 1209 nucleotides long. RefSeq names its product Isocitrate dehydrogenase [NAD] subunit gamma, mitochondrial. Gene Ontology annotation, molecular function: magnesium ion binding; NAD binding; oxidoreductase activity, acting on the CH-OH group of donors, NAD or NADP as acceptor. Gene Ontology annotation, cellular component: mitochondrion. Lineage: Eukaryota; Metazoa; Nematoda; Chromadorea; Rhabditida; Strongyloididae. Gene Ontology annotation, biological process: tricarboxylic acid cycle; isocitrate metabolic process. Bases 1 to 1209 code for a protein of 402 amino acids. The record is from RefSeq and is a predicted model, not a curated record. The transcript is spliced from 2 exons.